This is a messenger RNA of Seminavis robusta, 525 nucleotides long. NCBI's taxonomy places the organism in Eukaryota, Bacillariophyta, Bacillariophyceae, Naviculales, Naviculaceae. The record is from the annotation of a GenBank genome assembly.
AUGUGCUUCCAAUCUGCGUUUCUUUGUGUUGCGUUCCUCAUCACAUUAACCCCGGCACCCUUGGUCCAAUCUUUUGUCCUCCCCGCUGCUCUUCAUCGCUCUGCCUCCAACAAGUGGACGGUCCGCAUGGCAUAUGGAGCUGACAAUGUCGGGUGGUUCCACAGCUACUAUGGGCACAACGAAACAACGACCAGUGCUUCCAACAACAACCACAUGAUUGAAAUGGGAAACGGUCUCGGCUGUCCCAUUUCCGUGGAUUUUGCCGAAGAGACAGGGGAAGACCCGUUGGCCAUGAUGGAUCGUAUCUGGGAGUCCAUGUGGGAGAGCAAGUUUGAAGAGCUUGUGGCCUACAAGAUUCGCGCUGGCGAUUGUUUGGUUCCAAUGGGCUUUCGGAACAACCCACAACUUGCUUCGUGGGUUUGUUGCCAACGACAUGAGCACAUGAAGGGCACCUUGAGCAGUGGAAAGAUGGAUAAACUGGACGAAAUUGGAUUUGAGUGGACAUUCAAAGAAAAGUGGCAGUGA